AUGAGUGCAACGGAGCAAAUCAAUAAUAUCUCACCGAUGGAGCAAAAUGAAGAAAAUGCUAUGUUGUCUCACGGAGAAUCUGUGUUUAUGCAGACGGCGCUAACUGAUAUUCAAAACCCAACAUCUAACGAAAGUGUCAAGACAAGAAUUCUUCUUGACUGUGGCUCUCAGAGAACAUAUAUCACACAGUCACUAGCUGACAAAUUAAGACUAAAGAAGCAGUAUGUCGAAGAGUUACAUGUGUUUACAUUUGGCGGUAAAGAUGCUAGAGUGAUAAAGACACACGUGACUUCCAUCAAUUUAAAGUUAAGAAAUGGACAAAAGCUAUGUCUUAAAGCAAACAUUGUACCAGUGAUAAGUGGAAGCAUACAUAGAAAGUCACUGAAUAAACAAGUCCUGAAAGAAUUCAGAGAUAUUGCAGAAAAUUUGGAUCUAGCUGAUACGUUUCCCGACAAAAAUGAAACAUCUCAAAUAGAACUUUUGAUCGGCAAUGAUCAUUACCUAGACAUUGUACUUCAACAAAAGAUUGAAGUUCAGCCCGGAUUGUAUCUGAUGUGUUCUAAACUCGGUUGGAUUCUAACAGGAAGGUCAUACUCAGAAAUAAAAGAGAAAGAGGAACCAAACAUGCUCAUUCUCACACACGGAAGUGUUAACAAUUCAACUAUAAACAAAGGAAUAUUCUGUGGUAUCGAUUCUUGUGAAAACUCGAUUCAAGAUCUAGAGGAUUUUUGGAACAUAGAGGCUAUAGGCAUUUGUGACAAAGACAAAAUGAAUGAUGAUGAGUUAUCAAUGAGAAAGUUUAAAAGCACACUCACCUUUCAGGAUGGUAGAUACAGUGUUACCUGGCCAUGGAAAGAAGAAAAUCCAGAUUUACCCGAAAACAAAGGACUUGCAAUUGGACGACUUAAGUCGUGUUUGAAAAGACUAGAAAACAAACCUGACCUGCUAGAAAAAUACAACAAUGUUAUAAAAGACCAACUGUCAAAAGGAGUUAUUGAGAAGGUUCAAGACUCGGGGAAAGGCAAGGAAUAUAUGCAUCACUAUAUUCCUCAUCAUGCGGUUAUCACGCCACAAAAGUCAACAACAAAGCUAAGGAUUGUUUACGAUGCGUCGGCAAAAAUAUCACCAGAAUCAAAGAGUUUGAAUGAGUGUCUUUUUCGAGGUCCUGUUUUACUCAAGGACUUGUGUGGGCUACUUAUGAGAUUUCGUUUACAUAGAGUGGCAAUGGUUGCGGACAUCGAAAAGGCGUUUCUUCAAGUUGGUCUGCAAGACUCAGAACGCGAUGUAACCAGAUUCUUUUGGAUUAAAGACACAAAAAGACCAUCACUGUUUCCAAACAACAUCGAAAUUUAUCGUUUCUGUAGAGUACCGUUUGGGAUUAUUUCAAGCCCUUUUCUUCUGAGUGCAACGAUUGAGGCUCAUUUGAAUGCUUAUGACACUAAACUAUCAGAACAGCUGAAACAUGACAUUUAUGUUGACAAUAUUAUAACCGGAGCAUCCAGCGAUGAACAAGCUGUAGACUUGUAUAAAGAAGCAAAAAGCAUGUUUAAAGACGCCUCAAUGAAUCUUCGGGAGUGGAGUUCAAGUAGUGAAAAAGUAAACAGUCUUAUUCCAGAGGUUGACAGAUCCACUGAAACUGAAACUAAGGUUCUAGGACAUGUUUGGGACAUAAAAUCAGAUAUUCUGUCAGUAAAAUCUGUAUGUUCGAAUAUAAACCGUUCAUUAGUGACAAAACGAAUCGUACUGAAAGGAAUAGCAUCAGUAUUUGACCCCAUGGGUCUUGUGUCACCAGUCAUUCUUCAUGGAAAAAUGUUGCUUCAAGAAAUGUGGGAAAGUGGUUUCGACUGGGAUACAAAGAUAACAGACGAACAUGUGCUCGAUAAGUGGUCAUUUAUCAGCGAUCAGCUUAGGUUGAUAUCUGACAUCAAAAUACGCCGGAGUAUCGUUUCUCAAGACAAAUAUGUAAAAUACAAUUUGCUUUGUUUUUGUGACGCUUCGUCAAAGGCUUAUGCCACUGCAAUCUAUCUACAGCAAGAAAAUGUAACUUAUGUGAAAUCAAACUUGAUCUUUGCCAAAACACGUCUUGCUCCAGUCAAGAAAAUGACUAUUCCAAGACUAGAGCUAAUGGCAGUGCUAAUAGGUGUUAGGUGUUUGAAAUUUGUGAAGACACAGUUAAUGAUAGAAAUAUCUCACGAAUACCUUUGGACCGACUCUCAGGUAGCAUUAGACUGGAUUAAUAGUAAAAAGCAACUUCCCGUAUUUGUGAAAAAUAGAGUUAAAGAAAUCAAAAACAAUAAUUGUGUGAUUAUUGCUCAUGUAGACACAAAAGAUAAUCCAGCUGACGUUGCAACUCGAGGUUCGUCGGUGAGUGAUUUAAAGGACAAUUCUUUUUGGUGGAACGGUCCCACUUGGUGUUGUGAAAGUCCACGAAACUGGAAUACAAAUCACGACAAUAUUAUUGACAUGGAAUUAAAGCAAGAAAAAGAUGAAAAAGAACUAUGUGUUUCAUUGCAUGUCGAAGAAAAUGAAAGCAAAACAAAACAUGAUAUUGUACCACCUUGUGGAAUUGACAUUCAAAGAUAUUCAACGUUGACAAAAGUGUUUGUGUUACAGCUCUUGUGUUAA
Molecule: messenger RNA, 2625 nt
Organism: Ruditapes philippinarum (Manila clam)
Lineage: Eukaryota; Metazoa; Mollusca; Bivalvia; Venerida; Veneridae
Exons: 1
Coding region: 1-2625 (874 amino acids)
Source: RefSeq, a predicted model, not a curated record